AGGAAAGCAUGAGCGCGUUUAAUAAACAUUUAACUCAUAUAAAUAGAUGAAAUACGUUAUAUUACAUGGGUCAAGUUUUCUUGUGAUGCGCUGAAAAUAUAUUAAAGUCAAAUCUUUUAAUGCUCGGAGAGAUGAUAAUUAAGAUUUUUAUAACAGAAUUGUAGCAACAACAAGGCAAUGGGUAAGAAGAAAGGUAUAACAGAAUUAGACGUCGUUUGGCGCACGCUGAGGACUUGGGGCAAAUAUCAGUUAUUCCAGUUGUUUCUUAUACUUUUGGAUUUUAUUCCUGCUUCAUUUGCAAUACUUGGUGUCGUAUUCACAGGUUUUAUCCCAGAAUAUUCUUGCGAUGCCCCAUCAGAAGUAAACAAUGAUACGUCAUUGAGUAACAGCCUCAUUCUCAACGCUAAAAAAUGCCACUUUGACGUCAUCAGUCUUGAAACCAAUGAAACGGAAUCUAAAGCAUGUCAUAAAUUUUCAUUUGCCAAUGAAAACUCUUACUCAUAUGAGUGGAACCUGGUUUGUUCACGAGCUAACUUAGCCGCCCUUGCCCAGUCCCUUGUGCUGGCAGGACAAGGUAUUGGUGCUCUGAUUAUGUCUCAUUUAUCUGAUCGAUUUGGUCGGAGGACAAUUCACGUGCUAUCACAUGUUGCUGUGUUGUGUUGUAUGAUCACCAUGGCUUUCUCUAAAAUAUAUAUACAUGUUGCUUGUCUUACAACUGGUGACUGGGUCAUUUCAACAAGGAAUUGUGUGCACGAGUCAUACAAUUGUCCUCGAGAUCUUUCCAAAAGAAGCACGUGCAUUCACGUGCACGGCAUGCGUUGCAGCAUGGAGCGUUGGAUUAAUGGUCCUCUCCCUGUUCGGAUACCUCUUCAGGGACAUUAAUUGGCGAUAUCUUCAAUUAGCCUUGGCGGUUUUUUCACUGCAUGCCUUAGUCGAGUGGUGGUUUAUGGACGAAUCUUUACGAUGGCUUUUAUCAAAUGGAAAAUUGAAUGAUGCCAAGAAAAUUUUAAAGAAAGCAGCAAGAUGGAACCAAGUUGAUUACAAACAAGUAGAAGAUAUUCUGCAUAGAGAUUUUCAAUUAACAGAUACGGAGAAUGAAAGCGUUGAUGAAGAUCUUGAUAAUACAGAGAUGAAGAUAGCAACAGAAAGCUUGAUGACAGAUAACAUGGUGGAAAAGCAAAUGAAGACACAGGCUAUUAAAAAAUAUAACUUGACUGACAUAUUGAAAACCUCGUCUCUCAGGAUUAACUCGUUUAUUCUGUGGUAUACAUGGAUUGUUGGGGCGGCGACUUAUUUCGGUCUAACACUGGUGUCUUCCCAUCUUGCCGGUAACCGAUUUAUUAACUUCUUUCUGAGUGGCGUCAUUGAAAUUCCCUCACAAGUCAUCGGCCUCUUCCUCCUCAACAGGAUUGGACGGAAACGAACCAUGAUAUUAUGGUUUACAGUGUCAGGUAUCUCACUAGUCAUUGCCACAGUUCUUCUUACUGUUUUCGGUAACAACGAAGCAUCUAGUAUCAUUGCAACAGGGUUUUCACUGAUAGGGAAGUUGGCGAGCACCGGGUCAUUUGGAGUAGUGUUUUUAUAUACACCCGAGAUAUAUCCUACAAAUUUUAGGAAUAGCGGACUCGGUAUCGCUUCGUCUAUCGGAAGAAUUGGUGGGAUUUUGGCACCCUUCGUCAGCAAUUUGGCAUUGGUUGCGAUGUGGAUUCCAGGAGCAAUUUUUGGUGGAAUGUGUCUUCUAGCCGUUGUUCUGUCAUUCCGUCUUCCUGAAAGUACAUCACAUGAACUGCCAACAACGAUUGAGGAAUGUGAAACAUGGGAGAAAAAAUAAUAUCCAAUAGUAAAUUAAAGACGUGGUAAUAAAUGAAACAUUUGCUAAUGAAAAUAAAACAUUCGUACAACGUUCGAGGAAUGUGAAACAUGAAAGAAAAAUAAUGCCCAAUAACAAAUUAAAGACAUGUUAUAACAAGUUACGCAUCUAAAAACAACAAUAAAGCAAAUAAAGAUGGACGAUAUAUUUAA
Messenger RNA from Ruditapes philippinarum (Manila clam), 2022 nucleotides. RefSeq names its product organic cation transporter protein-like. The coding region runs from base 698 to 1831 and encodes 377 amino acids. The record is from RefSeq and is a predicted model, not a curated record. Gene Ontology annotation, biological process: transmembrane transport. The transcript has 10 exons. Gene Ontology annotation, cellular component: membrane. Gene Ontology annotation, molecular function: transmembrane transporter activity. NCBI's taxonomy places the organism in Eukaryota, Metazoa, Mollusca, Bivalvia, Venerida, Veneridae.